Molecule: messenger RNA, 1608 nt
Organism: Didymodactylos carnosus
Lineage: Eukaryota; Metazoa; Rotifera; Eurotatoria; Philodinida; Philodinidae
Source: the annotation of a GenBank genome assembly
AUGUUUAACACAGCCCAUUUCUUUGAUUGUUCUGGUCGGGGGCGUCCUCGUGGUUAUUUUACAGGUGAACUGCCACCUCCCCACAUACUCACAAAUCUAUCACUGACUUCAGCGCAAAUACCCAAAUCACCAUGUGUUGGUGUUCAGUUGAAUGUUUCAGGUCACUUUUCGGCAAUCGACGAAAAGAAACGACUAACAGUUUUCAGCGAUAUCAAAAAUACUAUUGAACAAAAAUCCAAAUCUGAUAGACAUCAUCUUAAACAGCGAGAGUUCAAAGAUGUGGAUAACGAUGGUCCGGCAACAGAGUUUUCGUCAAAAGAUCAAAAUGUACAUACAAAACUGUUUCAUAAUUGCCAAGAUUUACUAUCACCAGCUCCACCGAUUACCUCUGCCUCAGGUCAAGAUAAUGCUAUCGAGGUUAAUAGUGAAUGGACUGAAAAACAAGGAAAAAACUGCCAGUUUAAACAAUAUUUACUCAACAUAAAUCAACAAAACGAAAAAAGACAUAAAAAACAAGAUCAAUCAUAUCGUCAUGAUAAAAUUCUAACUAAUCUACCAAUAGUAUCAGAAUCCAUUCAAUUACCACUGGACAUGGAUUCAGAACGUCCACCAAUUUUAUUUAUUCCAUGUGCACAAUUUCCUGACACAUACUUAUCCUCAACAACGAUGCCUGUUGAAUUCUGGAGAAAAUAUCACACAAAACGUGUUUCAUUUGUUCAAAAAGAAAUUGGGUAUUUUUCAACGGCUAAUCGCGCUAAUCGUCACCGUUGUCGAGAAGAUUACCGUUAUCUGAAACGUUUGUUAGCACCAUUAGAAGCAAAGAAAGUCGGAUAUGAUUUGAAUAUUGGAGCUGAGUAUUUAGAAGCCAAAGAACCCCCGGCAUCAUUAGAAUCAUUAAUGUGGUGGAUAGUCAACCACAAAAGUGAAGUGUUUGUCAAUGGAAAAUUUACAUUUCAAUUUCUGUCAUGGCGGGGCACAUUACGUAAAAUAAUGCAAUCAUUAUUUGAUCAUACAGUUGAUUGGCGCAUUGGUGUUAUUCGAUGGAAAGGUUGCCAUUUUAUUACAGUAUUUCAUACUGAAACAGAAUUGAAUAUUGAAAAUUCACAAUCUGCUGUAGAAAAACGAAUGUGUUACUGGGGACAUAAAUUUGAAGACUACGUAUCGAAAAAAAAGCCAGAUAUUGUUCCGUCACCAAAAAAAAUAUUUUCAUCUAUUAAUCAAGCAACACUUGGUACUUAUACACUGGUAUAUGGUAGUGAAAUAGAUGCGUGUACAGUUGAUUCUCAGUUAGAUAGUUGUAAUAAUAAACAAGUAAAUUAUGUUGAAAUUAAAGUUGUUUUCGCAAGAAAUAUACUUGAUUUACAUACGGAAUCAUCACGAAAAUAUGCAAAAUGGUGGCAACAAUGUUUUCUAGCCGGUAUAGAACAUAUGCUACUUGGAUUUCGAAAUGAAUCCGGAAUUGUUGAAGCCUUGCAACCAGUAUCACUCAAAGACAUUGAGAAAAGAGCAAAAACAUGGAGCGCUAGUUCAUUUAUAUCGUUUUUGAAUGAAUUUUGUGCAUUUGUUCAUAAAACAGUUACUGCAGAUUAUUCAGACUAUGAUAAGUAA